GGUCUAACAUAAUCCACAAGGCUGAACGAAUGAUCUCACAUUCUUAAAGAAUAUCAAGCAGCAGCACAACCUGAGAUGGGAUUGCCUUUAAACAUGGAAAAUCUACAUGCCCCUACGAUUCCCUCUGGCCCUACAUCUGGGCCAGGAGCUGCAAAUGGAAUACAAACUAAUGGCCUAACAUUUUCUCAACUUCAGGCUAAGAAAGACAAUAUAGAGGCGGAAAUCAAAGCUCUGAGUGGUGUUCUCGACUCGCAUGGUGUGGACAUGAAUACAAGGCUUUUGACUCCUGAUGGUUUCCCUAGAGCAGAUUUAGAUGUUGCACAAAUUAGAACUACUAGAUCACGGAUAAUUUAUCUUAAAAACGACCACAAAGCUCUCAUGAGCGUCAUUGAGAAGCACAUCCAUGAACACUUUGCGAGGCUUGCCGAAAACCCAAACACAGAGGAGCCCGUUGUCGACGAAGUUCAGGCUGGUAGAAUCGUACCUUCUUUCGAUGAGCCAGCACCUCUAGAUCUACCUUUCGCAAAGGUCAAUAGCGUUGCAGCGGGAAGCCCUGCGGAUGACGCUGGUCUAAAACCUGGUGACACAAUCAGAAAUUUUGGUUAUGUCAAUCAUGCGAACCACGAUGGCUUGAAAAGGGUGGGAGAGUGUGUACAAGGAAAUGAGGGCCGCGAGGUUAUGGUAAAGGUUUCGAGAGAUUCGGGACGCCAAGAGCUGCAAUUAAGUUUGACACCACGAAGAAAUUGGGGAGGCAGAGGACUUUUGGGUUGUCACAUUCUGCCAUUGUAAAUUAAAGCUGGCCACUCUUAUUAACAUGUCGCGGCAUCUGCUAUUCGAGCGUAGGAGUUUACAUGGCGUUUGGGUUCAGGUGGAAUAGUUCGGCCCAACUACUUUUCAUGCCAACACAUAAGGUUGUUUUGGGCGUCGUUGAAUUCAGCAUAUGCUGGUAGUUAACAGGGACACUUCUUGAUUAAAGAACGGUUUCUGUGUAUCAAAGUCAAGCUGCAUAGCUUGGUAUAGAAACGUCGAGAUGAUCUCAAAUCUGAAAACCAAGGCGGUUGACCAGUAGCUUCCUGAAAACACUGUGAUUGGAACAUAUACUUGUUGCUAUCCUGAUACCUAGACAGGUAGCUGUGCGCACAGGGAAACAAAAUCGAACAAGGAAACUUCUGAUAUCCUCUACCCACCAGGUAGGCUCGCAAGUACACACACACGCGACGCCACUGUCUAAUAAAGGCCUCGAAUCCGAUAAUUUCUGAAGAUAAUUUCAAAACA
Messenger RNA from Botrytis cinerea B05.10, 1275 nucleotides. It is a transcript of the gene Bcnas2, whose product is annotated as Bcnas2. Bases 76 to 789 code for a protein of 237 amino acids. NCBI's taxonomy places the organism in Eukaryota, Fungi, Ascomycota, Leotiomycetes, Helotiales, Sclerotiniaceae. Gene Ontology annotation, biological process: proteasome regulatory particle assembly. Gene Ontology annotation, molecular function: protein binding. The transcript has 4 exons. The record is from RefSeq and is a predicted model, not a curated record. Gene Ontology annotation, cellular component: cytoplasm; nucleus.